GAACCAAUCAGUGAGAUGACGUGUCUCACCCAACUGAAAAGUACUUUAGCGUACAGAAAAACGGCCACGUCAGUCCUUCCCUGAUAUGAUUACGUGUCCGUGUACUCAAAUUCCUCGAAUCUCUCCGCCCUCGAUCGCAGACCUCUCCCAUGGCGGCGCCCGCUCGUACUGUUCUCUGCGGCCGCCGCUUGAGAUCCUCCUUGCCCGAUCUCCCCCCGAGAUCGCCGGCCGUCCCCGUCUCGCUUCCGAAACCUAAGUCCGGCGAUCCGGAGACCGCCAAGAUUGUUCUACAGCCUCGUCUAUGUACUCUGAGAUCCUUCGGAUCGGAUCCGAUCGUCCCUAUAAAGACGAGGAUCAGGAGAGUCUCUGGAGGCGGUGGAAACGACGACGUCUCUCCGUUCUUCGCGACUCUGUCGGAGUACAUCGAGAGUUCGAAGGAGAGCCACGACUUCGAGAUCAUCUCCGGUCGCCUCGCCAUGAUUGUGUUUGCGGCGACUGAAACAGUAGAGGUGGUGACGGGAAAUUCAGUGUUGAGAAAGAUGGAUCUGGAGGGGAUUGAGGAGGCGGCAGGAGUUUGUUUGGGAGCAGUGAUUUUGGCGGCCAUUUUUGCUUUCUCCUCCAACGCCAGAAACAGAGUAGGCCGAAUCUUCAGCAUCAGCUGCAGCACCUUCAUUGAUUCGCUAAUUGAUCAGAUUGUGGAUGGCCUUUUCUACGAUAACGAUCCCGGCGACUGGUCCGAUGAUAUCUGAAUUCUCCGGCCAUAUCAAGUCUCAAUCAAUCUCAAGUAUGUAUAUACGAGUAAAUUUAACAGAGUAAUGUUACAUUAUCGUUCUAAGUCAUGAUUAAAGUGUCACUUGAUUAGAUAAAAGUUUAGGACAUAGUGAUUGAAUUGCGUACAAUUAUUGAUACAAACAUAUUUAGCAGUUGAAUGUUGCUACUUAGGUAAAAUGUAUUGAGAUGAGGGAUGUAUUUGAUAUUGUAUCAAACUGGAAAACAAGAAAUACUUUUAUCUUUUGGAGUUGGCAUUGGGAACUAAAAUAGUCUCCGCUGAAUGAAUAGAAUCUAUAGCGUAAAUAUUGUAUAA
Momordica charantia (bitter melon) is the source of this 1084-nucleotide messenger RNA. RefSeq names its product stress enhanced protein 2 (gene SEP2). The record is from RefSeq and is a predicted model, not a curated record. Lineage: Eukaryota; Viridiplantae; Streptophyta; Magnoliopsida; Cucurbitales; Cucurbitaceae. Gene Ontology annotation, biological process: cellular response to high light intensity.